Molecule: messenger RNA, 1566 nt
Organism: Penicillium brevicompactum
Lineage: Eukaryota; Fungi; Ascomycota; Eurotiomycetes; Eurotiales; Aspergillaceae
Product: fungal specific transcription factor domain-containing protein
Exons: 4
Coding region: 1-1566 (521 amino acids)
Biological process (GO): positive regulation of transcription by RNA polymerase II
Cellular component (GO): nucleus
Molecular function (GO): transcription cis-regulatory region binding; DNA-binding transcription factor activity, RNA polymerase II-specific; zinc ion binding
Source: RefSeq, a predicted model, not a curated record
AUGUUCGCGCUGCAAGCAAAAACAGCCCUCGCCGGGCGGACCGCAUGCGCUGCGACGGCCGCGUGCAUCGCGGUCCCGCGGCGGCUGUUUGCCAUGCAAGACAAGAAGUGUGAUGAAUGCCAUCCUCGCUGCAGUGACUGCCGUCGGCUGAAUCUGUCCUGUCAGUGGCCUGUACAUGCUGCUCAAACUGACAGCAUUCGGUUGGAAUUGGUUGAAACCCCUAGUCCUCCAUCAUCUCCGACGAUUGCGGGGGAUGACUAUUCCACAGGCGAUCACGAUGCCGAUCUGUCUACUCCCAGCCCCACAACCCCCUUAAACGACGAAGAAUUUAUUGCCACGCUAUUUCCGCACCCUUUGCCUAGAAUACGCCCAGUGAACCCACCAUUGGGUCGGUGUUUUUUGAGUGCAAAUUCCCACUUACAGACGGAAGAAGAUAAAUCUCUGUUCAAUCAUUAUGUCCAUGUUGUUUCUAGGGCGCUUUGCCGCUCUGGCGAUACAGAGCGGAAUCCGUUUCUCAUCACACUUUUGCCCCUGGCAGCACAGUCCGCUGCCGUAACGAGUGUUAUCUUGAGUUUGAGUGGCUGCCAUUGGAAAAGGGUCUACCCUGACAUUUGGGGGCGUGCCUUGAAACGACAGGGUCAAGCAAUCACUCAGGUGAACGAGCUACUCGGGAGCUCAGAUACCCGAUCUGUCUUUGAGGCAUGUGUCACGGUUCUUCUGCUUUGUUUGACUGAGCUGUUCGAUGGUACAUCUCGGGUUUGGAAAUGGCACUUGAAAGCAGCUAGUGCAAUCUUGAAGUCACGCACCCUCUCAGCUAUUGCCUCCGAUGAGUGGGGGUUCUGCAUUAGUCUGUUCCACUAUCUCGACUCCAUGUCGACUAUCUCGCGUUGCAAAGCGCCUUUAUUACAAACCGGCGAUAGUAGCAUUGAAUUGCUACCACCACUUCGCCGGAACAGUUCGCCUGACCUCGGCCAUGGCGUUUCAACAGAUGCUGUAUAUGGAAUCACACCCGCUCUCUUGGAUCUAUUGGGGAUGGUGAAUGUAUUAGCCAAUCACCGCAGCCGACGAGUUGACGAGCUGUCUGAAAUUGGCUUCCGGGCGACAGCGAGGCAUAUUGAAGAUCAAAUUGAUGAAUGGAGGACGACCUAUGAUCAGGAUACUAUUUCCUCAGAUACCCCGUCCGAUGCCGAUCAUGCCGCGACUGCUUUCGAAUGGGCCAUUCGACUUCGGCUCCAUCAAAUCGUCGAGGGAUACGAUGUCACGCACGAAUUUGUCGCGCGCUCGGUUACAAACAUCCUCGACAGUGUCCAGGGAGUACCCUACGCAAGCAGACUCGAGGGUUGUCUUCUUUUCCCUCUGGUGAUCGCAGGGUCAAGUAGUAUCGUUAUCGAACGACGAAUGGUAGUCAAAGAGCGAUUGAUGGUUAUGGAGAGCACCCUCGGUUUUGGUCACAUCCACCAUGCACGUCAAUUGCUGGAAAAUGUGUGGGAAGGGGGUACGGACAAUACUAACUUGAAUUGGGCUGCAUUGCGGUAUAGCCGGUUUCCCGGUGUUGUAUUCAUUUAG